Ochotona curzoniae (black-lipped pika) is the source of this 773-nucleotide messenger RNA. RefSeq names its product sarcolipin (gene SLN). Lineage: Eukaryota; Metazoa; Chordata; Mammalia; Lagomorpha; Ochotonidae. Gene Ontology annotation, molecular function: enzyme regulator activity. Gene Ontology annotation, cellular component: membrane. The transcript is spliced from 2 exons. The record is from RefSeq and is a predicted model, not a curated record. Bases 225 to 320 code for a protein of 31 amino acids.
CAUCACAGUGCCACCUCCCUUGGACUACUUUAGCCCCUGCCCAGAGCCCAGGCGUCCACAGAGCCUGGGGAGAUGAGCUGGAGUUGGAGACAGAGUUGAAGAGUGUAAGGAGAAACUUGUAGCAGCCAAGGUGUGUCCUUGACCUUCUUCAGGAGAGCAAGAGCCAGAGGUCUUUGGUGUGCCCUUGGAAACCUGCCUGAAGUUCUCACCAAGCCACGCAGAGAAUGGAGCGGUCCACUCGGGAGCUGUGUCUCAACUUCACUGUUGUCCUUAUCACAAUUAUCCUUAUCUGGCUCUUGGUGAGGUCCUAUCAGUACUGAGAGGCCAUGCCACAUACACUUGGGAUUGACUGAGACUCUGGAGCUGUCUUCUGUGUUCCCUGUGCUCCCACUGCUGUCACUGUCAUGGGAUGCCAUCCUGGCACCCCCAAGUCACCUCUGUUUUGCACGCACAAUGUUGACAUACUCCAGUACUAGGGUCGAUCAUGUAUUCUUUUAAGAUGCUGCUUUUGAGGUCUGCCAACUGUUUGCCAGUGAGUGUCAAAUUUAUUUCCCAGCUCUUACUGCAAACACAUUAGACAAGCCUCAGGGUUAAAACUAAACUGGAUUCAUGAUGAUAGAGAAUUGUAACAAGCCCCUGAUGUGUCUCACCAUACAACUUUUCAACUGACACUGUCUGUGACCGAAAACUCAAGUUCAACCCAGCAGAAGAAAUGUUAUAGGAGGUCUUUGUCAGCCCUUAUAGCUAUCAUGUGAAUAAAGUUAAGUCAACCA